AGACACAUUGCAUCAUCGGACGGUCCAAAAGAAACCUCCCACUUCGGGCUCGACGACCAUGGCAGCGACGACCCCCGCGGCGGCGCCGAGGCACAGCUGCGCGAAGCUGUCGGUGGCGGUGGAGGACCCCAAGGCGGCGGCGGCGGCGGGCGGCGGCGCGGUGUUCGUCAGGGCCACGUGGCUCCCCACCCGCUUCUCCCUCGCCGUCACGGACGGCGCCGGCGCCUGGGUCGCCGACGCCUCCGACGCCGAGGUCCGCCUCCGCGCCGAGCAGUGGGACCAGCCCGUGGCCGAGUACCUCGCCCUCGCCGAUCGCUACCUCGCCUUUCACCAGCCCGACUCCACCUACUCCUUCCACGACGCCGGCAAGGGAAAUCGCAGGCUAUCAUGGACUUUUGAAAAACAAGGUACCAAACUGGAAUGGCGUUGGAAGCUGCAGCCAUCACCUAAUGCGCAGCAAACUAUAUCUGAGAUUCUGGAUUUUCUUAUGGAUGCAAAUAUCCGCUUGAGUGAAGAGGUUGUUAGGAAAACGCAAUCCUUCGACAAGUUGAAACAAGAAGCUGAGAAGUGCUUGCAACAAAGUGAAAGAUUUAAUAAUGAGAAGGCUGAAUUUGAACAGGCCACCUUUUCAAAGUUUGUGGCUGUCUUGAAUUCGAAGAAAACCAAGCUCAGACAGCUCAGGGACAAAGUUGCUGAACUCGAAUCAGCUGACAAGCCUCCAAAGGAGGAGGAAGAGGAGAACUCGACAGACCGAACAGAGCAGUUCGAGGGAGGAAGCGACAAAGAGGCAAGCGUCAACGAUGAACCCUCCGAGACUGGCAGCGGCGAUCAUCAUAGCUCUCCUGAGAAAUCUGCAGCCACCUCCCAAGGAAGGGGGAGAGGUCGCAAGAGAGCAAAAAAAUAGAAUGACUUAGCUAGCGCUAACUGCUAAAGUGCUGGACUAACAAUAGUGGGACCUACUUGGAAAAACGUUGAGCAUUGUGUAUCUUUCAUAUAUUCUCAUUUGCUUCAUUUCCUCGAGCAUGUGUCUGUCAUGUACCUUGUGAAGUCCAUCUGGAGGACUGGAGCUGACCUCUGGUCUAUCAUGCCAAAGUAGCUGGAAAUGUUCUUCACGUGUUUUUGGCAAGAGGAAAGUACCAAAAGUGAAGGUGCCUGCUGUAGUUAAUCAAUGGAGAAUAUUUGCAUUCCAUCA
Setaria italica (foxtail millet) is the source of this 1192-nucleotide messenger RNA. Its product is annotated as DNA repair protein XRCC4. Gene Ontology annotation, molecular function: DNA binding. The record is from RefSeq and is a predicted model, not a curated record. Bases 59 to 904 code for a protein of 281 amino acids. Gene Ontology annotation, cellular component: nucleus; DNA-dependent protein kinase-DNA ligase 4 complex; DNA ligase IV complex. NCBI's taxonomy places the organism in Eukaryota, Viridiplantae, Streptophyta, Magnoliopsida, Poales, Poaceae. The transcript has 4 exons. Gene Ontology annotation, biological process: double-strand break repair via nonhomologous end joining; response to X-ray; DNA recombination.